Messenger RNA from Gavialis gangeticus (Gharial), 3192 nucleotides. RefSeq names its product glypican 5 (gene GPC5). The transcript is spliced from 8 exons. Gene Ontology annotation, cellular component: extracellular region; plasma membrane; cell surface. The coding region runs from base 301 to 2013 and encodes 570 amino acids. The record is from RefSeq and is a predicted model, not a curated record. Gene Ontology annotation, biological process: positive regulation of canonical Wnt signaling pathway; regulation of protein localization to membrane; cell migration. NCBI's taxonomy places the organism in Eukaryota, Metazoa, Chordata, Crocodylia, Gavialidae.
CACGAGCAGGGAUAGCGGUGCUUUUAGUUGCAGGAAGGAGGGCCAAGCUUCACCGGCUCACUCAGCUUCCUGAGACAGAAGGCGCGUCCUCCGCAGACUUUCUGCUCUGCUCCGCUCUGCUCCACUCCAUCUGCAGGGCCCCGAGGCAAACUUGGCUGUUGCAUGAGCCAAAAGGCGCUGUUGCCAGCGAGAUCACAGCCUCGUCCUCUGCACGGGCGGAGUUGGGGCACAGCACUUUUGGGCUAGACUUGGGACAGAUCGCUGAGGUGCGGCUGGGGCUGGGACUGCGGCUGCUAGAAGAUGGGAAGCAAGAGCCUGCUCUUGAGCAUCCUCCUGUUUGCUGUGUUAAUGCCUGGAAGAGGCGAGCAUCUGCGAAGCUGCCAGGAUGUUCUGAAAGUUUUCCAGCUGCGGAAGAUUGGGGCCAUCAAGGGAUUCCCGGAGACCCCCCGAGCAGGGACUGAUCUUCAGGUUUGCACUUCUAAAAACCCAACAUGCUGUACCAAAAAUAUGGAAGAAAGAUAUCAGAUUUCAGCAAAGCAGGAUAUACAGGAAGUGCUUCAAGCAUCAAGUUCUGCUUUAAAGUUCUUAAUAUCCCAUAAUGCAGCUGCUUUUCAAGAAACCCUUGAAAUGCUUAUCAAACAGGCUGAGAAUUAUACAAGCACAUUUUUCUGCAACUUGUAUAGAAACAUGGCUGUUGAGGCUGCUACAUCUGUUCAGGAGUUUUUUACGGAUGUGGGACUCUUUGUAUUUGGCACAGAUAUUAGCACAGAAGAAUUUGUCAACAGAUUUUUUGACACCCUGUUCCCAGUCAUGUAUAAUCAUCUGAUUAAUCCUGGUGUGACUGACAUUUCACUGGAAUAUUCAGAAUGCAUUCGAAUGGCAAGAAGAGAAAUCAACCCAUUUGGUAAUAUUCCAAAAAUAGUUAUGGGGCAAAUGGAAAGAUCAUUAUUACCUAGUCGUACUUUCUUGCAGGCCCUCAAUUUAGGGAUUGAAGUGAUAAAUACAACAGAUCAUUUACAAUUUUCUAAAGAAUGCAGCAGAGCCCUAUUAAGAAUGCAAUAUUGUCCUCACUGUCAAGGACUGAUUUUAAGUAAGCCUUGUAUGGGAUACUGCCUCAAUGUUAUUAGAGGCUGCCUAGCGAACAUGGCAGAAAUUGACCUUCACUGGCGGGGUUAUAUUCGUUCAUUGGAAGAAUUAUCCAGUGCCAUGUAUGGGACAUAUGACAUUGAAUAUGUACUUCUGAACUUCCAUUCACUUAUUAAUGAUGCUCUUAUGCAAGCUCACAUCAAUGGACCAAAAUUAUCUGAACAGGUAACCAAAGUAUGUGGCCAUCCUGCGAGAGAGCCUACACAGUCCCCAAGUUGUUCUCUUGAUCAGAACAAAGAUAAUCAAGGGCUGAAGGUGUUCUCAAAAGACAGUGAAGAAACACUUGCCAGCAGAAGAAAAGACUUUAUCAACAGCCUUCGACUGUAUAGGACAUUCUAUGGAGGCCUGGCUGAUCAUCUGUGUAUUAAUGAGCUAGCAGCUGCUGAUGGGCUACCUUGUUGGAAUGGAGAAGAUGUUGUAAAAAGCUAUACUCACCGUGUGGUUGGUAAUGGAAUUAAAGCUCAGUCUGGGAAUCCAGAAGUUAAAGUGAAAGGAACAGAUCCUGUGAUAAGUCAAAUAAUUGAUAAACUGAAACACAUUAUCCAGCUGUUGCAAGGGAAAUCUCUCCCUAAGUAUGAGAGGUGGGAUUUCCUACAAGUGGGCAGUGGUGGAAGCAAGGAUGAGCAAAUCAGUGGAGACUGUGAUGAUGAGGAUGGUUGUGGAGGAUCAGGAAGUGGAGAAGUAAAGCGAGUCCUGAAAAUUACUAAAUGGAUGCCAGACAAGAUGAACCUCAGUGAUGUAAAGCAAAUCCAUCAAACAGACGGUGGCAGCACUUUAGACACAACUGGAGCAGGAUGUACAGGAAUGGUUCCUUAUAUGACAUUUACGUUGAUUAGUGUGGUAACAUUACUUCUCAGUCUUUGGUAACUGUGCAGUCCUGUCUUGAUACAUGCAUCUCAUUGCAGUCUGUUCAUCCACCUCAUGAGCCCAGAUACAAGAUCUGUUGAAUGUAGCAAUAUUUAUGAUGGCUUGUGUAAUAUUAACUCUCUGACCCUAAUUCUGGAUAUUAAUUAAAUUGUUUGUCUAACAUAUUUCUUAAGUUUCUUAACACCUGUAUAGGUAAGCAAAAUCAUGUUUCUUUUUAGUAUAUCUUGAAAUUAUAUAUUACAAAUAUAAUGCUGGAAUGUUGCCUUUGUUAAUCUUUUGAGAAAGAGAACCUGAUAAAACUUCUCACCAUUUUUGAAUUUUGUAAAUGAAAAGCCUAUGUUCUUACCAUUUACAGGAAAACAAUCUGGGCCCUGGAGCUGUAUAAAAGCAGAGGUUGAGUGCCCCAACUGCUUGUCCCCUCUUUUUUCUGCUGCUGAAUUUAAAUGUAGAAGUUGCCAGCUCAUCAUAAAAAAUCAAUUGUACAAAGAGACAGAAUUAAUUUUUAGAGUUUGCUUUUAAUACUUCAGAAAAACUAAAUGGUAUGCAGCACACAUGAGUGUGUAUAUGUGCCUAUGAUUCAGUUUUAUCUAGAGAUAAAAGAAUAUUCUUAUGGUAUUGAAUGAUGAUGGAAGCUGGAAUGUUUUAUACUGCUGAAUGCAUUAAAUAGUAUUGUUAUCAGUUGCUAAUUGAAUAUUCACAUUCAGUUAUCUUUUUGUGACUGAUUCACAUUCCAUUUUAUCUAGAAUGUCUUCAAGAAUAUUGCAUUUUCUUUCUUUUGAAGUCAUAUGCAAAAAACUAAAUUGAACUGUAUGCAUACAUACUUAGAAGUCUUCCUAGACUGUAAAGUUUUUAUAUUAGACAACAUAAAGAAGUACAUGUAAAUAUUUUGGGUUCCUAAAUGUGUUCAGUUAUCAUUAUAUACACUGUGUUACAUAUAGGCAAACAAAAACAGCAUUUAAACAAACCAUUCCUAAGAGCAACUACAUGCCCAAAUAAACAUCAGUAAUAGGCACACCAAAUACUGUGUACUUUUAGUUAACCUUAUUUUCAGGUCUUCUGUGCUUAUUCUGUAGUCAUCAUGGACCAAAUCCAGUGUGGUCUUAGCUGAACCUAAGUGGGAUUUAGGCUGAAUUUAGUCACUAAAUUCUCAAUAGGGUACACAGGAAACUUCUCUAAAAG